Acanthoscelides obtectus is the source of this 501-nucleotide messenger RNA. Lineage: Eukaryota; Metazoa; Arthropoda; Insecta; Coleoptera; Chrysomelidae. The record is from the annotation of a GenBank genome assembly.
AUGAAUUCACAUGUUGCAGAUAAGGACGACUACCGUAAGAUCGUUCGCCUAUUCCGAGAGGAAGAAGUGCCCCAUCACACUUUUCCUCUCCCUUCGGAACGGAACAUCCAUGCGGUGGUUCGAGGAGUUCCCGUCAACUUUUCGGAUACUGAGAUUAAGGGGGAACUGGAGCAGAGGGGAUAUAGCCCUCUUCACAUCAUUCGAUUGAAGCGCAGCGGCGGCGCGCCCAUGCCUUUGGUGGUCGUGAUACUGCCCAAGACUGAAAAGUCUCAGCAAGUGUUCAACGAACACGAACUGCUGGGACUGGCCAUUCGAGUUGAGGUUCAGAAAAACUCCAGACUCAUUGGGCAGUGUCACCGCUGCCAAAAUGAAUUCACUGCAGGAGAAGCAAGGCACCUGAGGGUAGCAGUGAAUGGACUCCUGGAAAAAGUAGAUCUGGUAGCUAGAACCAUAGAUCUCCUAGGGCCGCCUUGCAGUGAAACAUAUUCACAUUAUCACUAA